Rotaria sordida is the source of this 1302-nucleotide messenger RNA. The record is from the annotation of a GenBank genome assembly. NCBI's taxonomy places the organism in Eukaryota, Metazoa, Rotifera, Eurotatoria, Philodinida, Philodinidae.
AUGCACACCGUUUUUCGAAUUGGUGACAUUCGAAAACUUGAUAAGAAAAGUCCACUUUAUGAAGUGGAUCUUAAACUUACCUCAGAUGAUGAUCAACAACUUCGUCAAUUAACCGACCGUAUACGAGAAGAGGUCAACGGCACUGGAUGGUAUCGAAUGGGUCAAUUGCUGCUCAAAAUUCGUCAACUUGACAAGGCCGAAGAAUUAUACACAGCACUACUAGAACAGGCUUCUAACGACAGCGAUAAAGCAUAUAUCUAUCACCAACUUGGAAUGAUGAAAAAUGGCAAAGGGCAAUAUACAGAAGCAGCUUCAUUUUAUGAAAUGUGUCUCAAAAUUGAACGAAAAACUCUACCAGAAGAUCACCCUUCAUUAGCUAAUAUCUACAACAACAUCGGUGGAGUGUAUUACAACACGGGUGACUACUCUAAAGCAGUGAAAUUCUACGAAAAAACAAUUAAAAUAAAAGAAAAAGCUUUGUCUCCUAAUGAUCCGGAUUUGGCUCUGUCCUACAACAACAUCGGUCAAGUGUAUAACAACAUGGGUGACUACUCAAAAGCACUUGAAUUUUUCGAAAAAUCACUUAAAAUCUACGAAAAAGCUCUGCCUCCGAAUCAUCCCUUAUUGGCUGCUUCCUACAACAACAUCGGUGCAGUGUAUAACACGAUGGGUGACUACUCGAAAGCACUUAAAUUUUUCGAAAAAUCACUUAAAGUAAGAGAAAAAGCUCUGCCUUCGAAUCAUCCCGAUUUGGCUCAAUCCUACAACAACAUCGGUCAAGUGUAUAAUGACAUGGGUGACUACUCGAAAGCACUUGAAUUUUACGAAAAAUCACUUAAAAUAAGAGAAAAAGCUCUGCUUCCGAAUCAUCCCGAUUUGGCUACUUCCUACGACAACAUUGGUGGAGUGUAUAACAACAUGGGUGACUACUCGAAAGCACUUGAAUUUUACGAAAAAUCACUUAAAAUAAGAGAAAAAGCUCUGCCUUCGAAUCAUCCCUCAUUGGCUACUUCCUACAACAACAUUGGUGGAGUGUAUAACAACAUGGGUGACUACUCUAAAGCACUUGAAUGUCACGAAAAAUCACUUAAAAUAAGUGAAAAAGCUCUGCCUCCGAAUCAUCCCGAUUUGGCUUAUUCCUACAACAACAUCGGCGGAGUGUAUGGCGACAUGGGUAACUACUCAAAAGCACUCUCAUUCUUAGAAAAGGCACUUUCAAUCUUCCAAAAAUCACUUCCACCUAACCAUCCUAAUAUUAAAAGAGUUAAAAACUCAAUUGACAAUGUAAAAAAGGAAAUGUAA